AUGGCGGACCUAGCUGCGCUGCGCGCUCUGUUAGACGAAUCAGACGACGAAGGCGACCCACGGCCGCCGCGGCCUGUGACGCCCGUCCAGGCACCGCCGCCGCAACCUGCACCGCCGCCUCCACCACAGCUAGGGCCGCCACCCCCAGCGCCGCCGCGACGAGCGCCACCGCGGACGACCGCCGCGCCGCGCGCGCCGAGAGCGCCUCCACCACAGCUAGGACCGCCACCUACAGCGCCGCCGCAACGAGCGCCGCCGCGGACGACCGCCGCGCCGCGCGACGACUACACCGUCGUCACGACCGAGAGCGGCCGCAAGCCGCAGCGGCCGGCUCGGAAGCGGCCGGCGCAACCAGGAGGCGGCCCGCAAAAGACGUGCCCCGUCUGCGACGCCAAAGUGCCCCUGCGGAAGGCGCGCUGCGACUGCGGCCACGUCUUCGUCUCGAAGAAGCAGCGCGCGCCGCCGCCCGCGAGCGAGGCCGGCAGCGACAGCGACAGCCUCUUCGACGAGGCCGCCGCGACGCGCGACGCCAAGAGGCUCAAAGUCGCCGAGUUGCGAGCCGCGCUCGAGGCCGCCGGCGCCGACACCGAGGGCCUGAAGGCCGAACUCGUGGAACGCCUCGUCGCAGCGCGGCGCGCCGCCUUCUACGCGCCGCCGCCGUCGCCCAGCGAGAGCGACAGUGACAGCGACACCGGUGUGGAUAUCGCGGCCGAGGAAGCCACGAAAGAGAAACUCCUGGCCCUGCUCGCGGAGUGCGACGACGACGACGUGCCGGCACCGGCGGCGCCGAAGACGAAGAAGCAGAAGAAGCAGGCGCGGCCGCCGGCGGGCGGCGUCCCGAAGCCGCGCGGGCGGGCGCCGGCCGGCGCGACCUGGGACCGGCCGGCCGCCGCGGCGGACACGAGCGGACUCCGUGCCACGCUCGCGAGCGCCCUCGACGGCAUGGUCCGGACCGGCGAUUUAAGCAGGGAGCAGGCGGCGGCCGUCCUGCGCGAGUACGGGCGCCUCGCGCCCGCCGGCGCGCCCCUCGACCGCCGCCGCGUCAAGGACCGGCUCGUCGGGAAGAUCGAGAAGAUGUUCGCCGAGGCGCCGCGCACCUCGAAGAAGGAGAAGAGCGCGCUGGAGCGGCUGGAGCGCGAGGCGCAGUACGUGGAGGAAGGCCCGCGGCUCGCCGACUACGGCAUCGACGGCGCGUCGGGGCUCGAGCUCGGGAACCCGCUCGGGCUGGAGGACUAAGUGUUGUUGUUUGUA
Messenger RNA from Pelagomonas calceolata, 1251 nucleotides. The record is from the annotation of a GenBank genome assembly. NCBI's taxonomy places the organism in Eukaryota, Pelagophyceae, Pelagomonadales, Pelagomonadaceae.